Molecule: messenger RNA, 2831 nt
Organism: Penaeus monodon (black tiger shrimp)
Lineage: Eukaryota; Metazoa; Arthropoda; Malacostraca; Decapoda; Penaeidae
Product: cytosolic iron-sulfur assembly component 2B-like
Exons: 4
Coding region: 176-649 (157 amino acids)
Biological process (GO): iron-sulfur cluster assembly
Cellular component (GO): cytosolic [4Fe-4S] assembly targeting complex
Source: RefSeq, a predicted model, not a curated record
AGACCCCAAAGACGCCUACAAGCUGGACAUCCCUGCAGUGCUCAUGAGUGGCAUUGCUGAGUGGGCUGCCUGAGGGAUCUGACUCUGCUUUCUGUUGUGCUUUGGGUGCGCAGAAAGAUAUUCAGGAGGCUGUUGAAAGUCGUUGUAGAGAAGGAGAUAACAUACAAGAACCGAAAUGGCUGGAACAGAGAGGCUGGAGAACGUCAACCCCCACAUCUUUGCUAAGGCUGGGGAGAGGCUAGCGAGCCCAACCGACUGGGACGAUAGUGUGUACGAUCCAUUUGAUUCCCGUGAGAUCUUUGACUUAAUCAGGAAUAUUCGUGACCCGGAGCAUCCCCUGACCCUGGAGGAACUCAAUGUGGUAGAGGAGAGUCAAUGUGAAGUAAGUGAUGUGGAGAACUUCGUGAUGGUACACUUCACACCCACAAUCCCUCACUGCAGUAUGGCUUCUCUCAUUGGCCUCAGCAUACGACUCAAACUUCUCCAUGCAUUGCCUGCAAGGUUUAAAGUAGAUGUCCGCAUUUCACCGGGAACCCACGCAUCAGAACAUGCCAUCAACAAGCAGCUCAACGACAAGGAGCGUGUGGCUGCAGCUUUGGAAAACUCGCACCUCCUGGAAGUCAUCAACAAGUGUUUGAAUCCACGUUGACAAAUGUACCGUUGAUUGUUACUCUGAGAAGGAAAUUGAGGAAGGGCGGUAUUGAUACAGAAAGCCUAUAAUACUCUUUUUUCUUGUGUUUUAAUGUGAUUUGUUUUAGAUUAUGAAUUAUUGUAAUGUUAAGAAAUGAGCUGAUUUCAUUGGAGGCAAGUGGAGUGAAGAUAGGAGUUUCAGUUGAAGUUUCUGUAAAAGGAAAUUUGCUUAGCUUCAUCUGCUUCCUCUUUUAUCAUCUUUUCUUCCUUCCCCUUCACCCUUUAUACCAUCUUGCUCUCCUGUAAUCUUCUUUUUAUAAGUUCUCAGUAUAAAAGGUAAUUUUGAAUUUCGUGAUGUGACAAUGUUGUAGCCCCUUUGUGUGUCUAAUCAAAUGUAUUUAUUUUUGGUUUUUCCUCUUUGUGUUACAUCUGUUUUGGGAUUUCUGUUUAACUUUGAAGAAAAAUAGUGAAGUAAAUUAUUAACCAUUUCCAGUUUUAUGAUUCUUUAAAGCUAGAAAAAAUAAAUCUUUAAUUGAUCUGAAUUCAUUCCAUGUAAAUAAUGGUGUUUAUCUUAUAUUCAUUACCAAAUGAUGACAAAAAAGGAAAAUGCUGAAAACAGAUAGAAAAGGAAAUUCAAGAAAUUAAAUUCUAGCAACAAGGCUAACUAUUUUGAUUUUGUUUUGGUUUAUUUUAGUCAGUGAAGUUAAACUGAUUAAUGCACAGAUGACCUGCAAAUGCACUGAAAGGUAUUGAAUUUCUCUGCUGUAUAUACAUUUAGUAAUUUAUAUAUUCAUGUGCAUAUCUUUGUAUGUUCUUUAUGUACUCAGUGGAAUAAUAGAACUUACCAGAACUGCCAUCAGUAAAAAACAAUUUUGUGAAAUGUUUUUAUAUUUGAAGUAUUAAGUGUUCUGUAUUAUAAUGCUAGAGAAGAUCAUGAACUAAACAUACCUAUGCAUACUGUAUUAGAUAUAUUAUAAAGUCUGUACUAUGUCCGUAGUGUAUAUUGCUGGCCAAAACUCCAUUCAUAUGUUUUGAAAUCUGGCAUAAGUUUGUUUUUUUUUUUUCCCACAAAUUUGCCAUCAUGAAAGUAAUGCAAUAUAAAUACAUCAUGUAAAACUUCACUUUUAAAACCAUCCCUUUCAGAAAGGGGGACUCAUCCUACUGUAUCUUUACAUAAAAGGAAGCAUUUAAUCAAAUAAUUAUUUGGAAUAUAAUUUAAGUUUACAUUUAAUUAUAGUUUCACUUAAAAUAUAAGUUGGAGUUUAAAUAACUCAAAACCAGAGAAUUUUUACCAGCACAUUAUACACUAGGUAUAUAUUAUACUAACAGGUAAUGCAGUACAUACAAUACAUUCAUAACUACAUUUUAUAUUACAGCGAUAUACAUAUAUAAUAAUUACAUUUAACUUUCUACAGCUGUCUUCUAUGUAGUAUACUAUAUGAAUAGUAUUCAUACUUUAUUUUAAUAAUACUAUACAUUGUUAUAAAUCACUCAUAUAUUCUGUUCUUUACUAAUGCCAUGUGGAUUAAGCUAUACUACUGCUAUACAUUCUGUACUAAACAAAUACCAAAACUACACAUACUAUGCAUAUUUUUUCAUGAACUAAAGAGGAAAUAUUAAUGCAAUAUAAAACCUUCAUUAAGGAAACAGUAUAUACUACUACACUUUUUUCCAUGUGUGUGUUGCUGUAGAGGCAGUUACAUAUGGCAGAUCUGUGAAUUUCUUUUUAGACAUGUUUUGAUGCUGGUUGUAUUAGUUAGGAGUUUUGAUGUUUGAUAUUAAAGAUGAGGAAAGAUUUGAGCUUACAUAUUGAAGAAACUUAAUAAAAAUUAGAAUGGUUGAAAACAUACACAUGCUUACCAUAAACACAAAUACAUUUACAUAUAGUUUUACAUUUACAAAUACAUGUAUGAAGCAGAUGUUCAUUAUUACCAUUUCUAGAAAAGACAGGUAAAUUUACUCUCAUAUGGUUCUUUUAGGUACCAUGAAGAUAUAUGCCAUAAUAGCAUAAUUAUCACUUCAAAGUGUUAUAUAAUGUAGUGUAAUAUUUAUAUAUAUACAUAGACUAUAAAAAGACUAUUUUUGGAGCAUGGAAGGAAGUCUUUCAAUAUGCUUGUCAAAAUCUUCAAUUUCAAUUUUGUAAAUUCAGAAAUAUUUUAAAGUGUUACCUCCCAUGUUCCAUUAAAUUAUUUUUCUCAGUA